This is a messenger RNA of Cicer arietinum (chickpea), 965 nucleotides long. RefSeq names its product protein DMP4-like. NCBI's taxonomy places the organism in Eukaryota, Viridiplantae, Streptophyta, Magnoliopsida, Fabales, Fabaceae. The record is from RefSeq and is a predicted model, not a curated record. Gene Ontology annotation, biological process: endomembrane system organization.
CAAAUUUACAAAAUUAAUUGUCAAUUUCACUUCAAAUCCAAACAUGAUUAAAUUUGCACUAUGCCCCUAACUCCCUUAUGUACAGAAUACAUGCCUUUUUAACAAACCUGUGCUUCAAAACAAAAGCUGAUCCAAGCAUACCAGAAAAGUUGUCUUGAAUAGUUCUUUAGGCCAUGGAUGUUAAAAUACCAAACCUCUAUGAUUCCAAGAAUCAUGAUGAACAAAAGCUACAACUUCUUCACAACAUGGAUGUUGUAGAAGCAGAGAGGAGCCUUAUUCAUAGAGCCAUCAAUCAAACAUGUAAGAGCACAGCUCAUUUAGCUAAUCUCUUACCAACUGGCACUGUCCUUUCUUUCCAACUUCUAUCCCCAAUAUUCACAAAUAAAGGUGAAUGUGACCAAGUUAGCAAGUUCAUGACUUUAUCACUUUUAUCACUAUGUGGUGCCUCAUGUUUUUUACUAUGCUUCACUGAUAGCUUAAGAGACAACAAAGGUAACAUAUGUUAUGGUUUUGCAACAUUUAAAGGCUUGUGGGUCAUUGAUGGAUCAGCUACACUUUCACCUGAAAUUGAUGCAAAAUAUAAACUAAGGUUUAUUGAUUUUAUGCAUGCUGUCAUGUCAAUCUUGGUGUUUUCAGCCAUUGCAAUGUUUGAUCAGAAUGUGGUAAAGUGCUUCUUUCCAUCACCUUCAUAUGAGUUUCGUGAAAUCCUUACUGCUUUGCCAGUUGGAAUUGGUGUUUUCUGUAGCAUGUUGUUUGUUGCAUUUCCUACACAAAGGCAUGGAAUUGGAUUCCCACUUUCAACAAAUUAAUAUAGUUUAUAACUACUUUUUAUAUUUAUUUAUAUUUAUGGAACCAAUUUCAAGAAUUUUAUCGAGAAAUUAAUAGUCACGUUUGUAAUAAGUUGCAUAGGAAUAUACAAUUGAAUUUCACUAUUUGGAUAAUUAACAUGCUGAUACUUCAUGAAA